UGAGCGCACGGGCGCCGCCGCUGCCGCUGAGGUGCUGUGCUGGUCGGCGGAGUAGGCGGCCAUGGGGAGCCUUCGCGGCCUGCGGCUGGCGGCGGGAAGUUGUUUUAGGUUCUGUGAAAGAGAUGCUUCCUCAUCUCUAAGGCUUACCAGAAACUGUGAUUUGAAGAGAAUAAAUGGAUUUUGCACCAAACCACAGGAAAGUUCAAAAGCUCCAUCCCACACUUACAGCCACAGAGUGCCAUUACACAAACCUACGCAUUGGGAGAGGAAGAUCCUGAUAUGGUCAGGUCGCUUCAAAAAGGAAGAUGAAAUCCCAGAGACUGUCUCGUUUGAGAUGCUCGAUGCUGCAAAGAACAAGAUCCGAGUGAAGAUCAGCUAUGUAAUGAUUGCCCUGACAGUGGCAGGAUGCAUCUUGAUGGUUAUUGAGGGCAAGAAGGCUGUCAAAAGAAAUGAGUCUUUAACAAGCCUGAACUUAGAAAAGAAAGCUCGUCUGAGAGAGGAAGCAGCUAUGAAGGCCAAAGCAGAGUAGCAGAGGUAUCCGUGUUGGUGGGAUUUUGAAAAUCCAGGAAUAAUGUUGCAGCAACAAGCCUGUAUCGUUGUAUGAGGAUCCGUUUCUUAAAAGUAUGGUUUGCACAAGCUUAUACCAUUUCCCUAUUUCUGCUCUAGGUACCAAUAAAUUUUCUUAAAGAAA
Diceros bicornis minor is the source of this 691-nucleotide messenger RNA. It is a transcript of the gene FAM162A, whose product is annotated as family with sequence similarity 162 member A. Gene Ontology annotation, cellular component: mitochondrion. The transcript has 5 exons. NCBI's taxonomy places the organism in Eukaryota, Metazoa, Chordata, Mammalia, Perissodactyla, Rhinocerotidae. The record is from RefSeq and is a predicted model, not a curated record. Bases 62 to 529 code for a protein of 155 amino acids. Gene Ontology annotation, biological process: positive regulation of release of cytochrome c from mitochondria; cellular response to hypoxia; neuron apoptotic process.